AUGUCAUACUCUCAUUCUAGCCGGUCUGAGCAACUGGGGCUUCCAGAGUAUCUAAUACCAAAAGCGAUGUUGGAUACUCGUGACAGGUUCGAUGCAAAUAAUAAAGCACACCACUUCAAGGAGCGGCCCCAUAUUCAGACUGAUUUGGCACCUUCUCAUGUGUUUCAAUCAAAUAAUAGCCCUGCAAAGUCCGCUCUGCUGUUAACAUAUGAAUCUGCCCUGGUCCCUUUCAUGCAGAGUCAAUCACCGUCUUUCGAGAAACAACCAGAAAAAAUACCCCCAUAUCCUGUUGCACCCGCUUUUCCUAGCACAGACAGUCUUGGUGAACCUUACCAAGAACGUCGCCGAGCAGAAACAGAGCCAAGAAACGAUUAUCAACAGACUCUUGCCCCUCAGAAGGUGCAUCAUUCCCAAAACCAAGGCACGAAUUACUUACCGGACCAAUUCCACGCCCAUAAGUCUCAACAUGAGUCUCGCCAAGGUCGUCCUAACUAUGCGGCACAACCUUCGUAUCCUUCAAAUCCUGGGCCCCCGAAAUCAUAUUCGUCAACAGCCGAGAGAACGCAACAGGGUCAUUACACAACUUCUAACCAGCCGUAUGGUGCUCAGAAUGGAUCACAGUACAGUUCACAACAUGGCGCAGGAUUGCUGUACCAACAGUCUCAGCAGCAUCAGGCGAGCCAGUACGGAUCUCAAUAUGCUUCCCAAACCAGAUCUCAGUACACAGGGCCACAGCAUAUACCCCAACAACCUCUUCCAAAUAUGCAACCUCACCCUGCCCAAGGAUCACACCCUGCUCCCAAUUCUGGAAAUCCAUACGGACAACAGUGGGGACAUGGAAACCAACUUGCAACACCGCAUAUGGCCCAACACGGAGCUCAAUAUGGAUCGGCCGCGCAUCAUGCCAGGAGAAAGCCUCCUGGUAGUACUUUGGGAACUGAUCUUCCCGAAGGCAGAAGAGUGGUGACCUCUCCAAAUAUGUCAAAUGCAAAUGGGUUUGGGCAACCCUCUCCCAAGAAAGAAGUACUGUCCCGAACAAAGUCCUUGUCUUCGAACUCCUUGAAACAGAACCUGAUAUCUAGUAACACUGGACCCACAUCGAGUCCAAGAACAAAUAUGUCGGGGAAUAGCCCAUACUUUUUCCUUGUCAUCUAA
Molecule: messenger RNA, 1155 nt
Organism: Clavispora lusitaniae ATCC 42720
Lineage: Eukaryota; Fungi; Ascomycota; Pichiomycetes; Serinales; Metschnikowiaceae
Source: RefSeq, a predicted model, not a curated record